This is a messenger RNA of Chrysoperla carnea, 820 nucleotides long. RefSeq lists its product as uncharacterized. NCBI's taxonomy places the organism in Eukaryota, Metazoa, Arthropoda, Insecta, Neuroptera, Chrysopidae. Bases 1 to 795 code for a protein of 264 amino acids. Gene Ontology annotation, molecular function: transmembrane transporter activity. The transcript has 7 exons. Gene Ontology annotation, biological process: transmembrane transport. The record is from RefSeq and is a predicted model, not a curated record.
AUGGAAAAUAAUGUGAAAGAAAAUUGUAAAAUUGGUGAUAACGUUAACACUUCUAAAGAGGACCCAGAUCAAUAUAAUUUUGAAAAUGCAAUCAAAGAGACGGGGUUUGGUAAAUAUAAUGUUAUGUUAAUUGUGAUGUGUGGACUAGCAAUUUUGGGUUUUGCUUCUGAGAGUUUUAGCUUAGCAUACAUAAUUCCAGCUGCAUCAUGCGAAUUAGAAUUAACAACAAAUAUGAAGGGAGUAUUAGCUUCAAUUUAUUUAGGCGAAAAUUCGAUAACUAUCUGUGAACAAUUUAAUAAUCACACAAAUGGGAUUAUUAAGAUAGACGAUGGAAUUGAAACAAAUUGUACACCUUCAAUAAGUGCUGUGAUGUUGCAAUAUUCAUUUAUUUUUGGUUCAUUGAGAUUCAUCAAUUAUUUAAUUGUUGGUUUGUUAGUUAAAAGAAUUGGAAGUAAAAAAAUUUUAAUUUUCUGGUUUUUCGUCUGUAUGCUAUCUUGUGGCCUAAUGCAUACAACUCAAAGCAAGUGGAUAACCAUUACUUUGGUAUGUAUAUGUGUAAUGAGUGGUAUCACAGUUGGGGUAAUAAAUUCGUUUACACCUGAUAUGUAUCCAACAAAGUACAGAGCAACGGCAAUAUCAAUAACAUAUAUGUUUGGCAGAAUAGGUGGCGUGCUUGGAAGUGUUGUAAUGGGAAAUUUGCUUGAAUCACAGUGUAGCCUUUCGUUUUAUUUUUCAGCAGGAGUCUUACUUGUUUGUGGAGUGCUGGCGUUUCAAUUACCAUCGAACAAGAAAUAAUGAAAUUAAUACCACUAUAUGUUGU